This is a messenger RNA of Nasonia vitripennis (jewel wasp), 1577 nucleotides long. Its product is annotated as calcium load-activated calcium channel. The record is from RefSeq and is a predicted model, not a curated record. Gene Ontology annotation, molecular function: calcium channel activity. Gene Ontology annotation, cellular component: cytoplasm; endoplasmic reticulum membrane; endoplasmic reticulum. Gene Ontology annotation, biological process: endoplasmic reticulum calcium ion homeostasis. The transcript has 4 exons. NCBI's taxonomy places the organism in Eukaryota, Metazoa, Arthropoda, Insecta, Hymenoptera, Pteromalidae. Bases 794 to 1345 code for a protein of 183 amino acids.
UCUCGCGAGGUUAUGAAACGUGCACGUUUUAAAACACUCACUUGUCCCGCAGAAUGGUCUGCAAUUCCUUGACCUGGUCAUUGGUCGGCAGGAUCUUGAGGUUCUGACCGUAUUCCUCUUCGGAAAUGUCAUUCUGUGGCUGAACAGCGCAGCCGUUCUCCGGCAGCAGUUUCUUCGUUGCUGCGUCCGCGCUACCCAUUUUACUACUGUCGUCCGAGCUGCCGCCGUUCUCGACUACGCUUUCUAGAAUCAUAACUUGCGAGCAAAGGCCUGCCAUUCCCGAGAAAAGAGCCCGUAGUUCCAAGUUCGUGCAAUAUUAAUAUAGGUCGUUGUGCGCACACUCGCGAUGAGACUGCUGUCCAGCUGUCGCGACUGCACGCGGAAGAACCAAUCGCUGUGGUUCAAUGGUUUCGAAUCUGAAGUUUGUUCGCUCAAACAGCUCGUGAUUGGAGCUCAUUGAUUCGACAUCAGCUGAUAUACUUGAUCGUGGAGUCGUAGGAACGGACCUUUAAAUUUACCAAGGUUCGCACAUGUAUUUAUGCGCAGGUCAGCAGCCCUCGCAGCUGUUUUCGUGAUCUUAAGUAUAGGGGCCGCUUUUUCUCUGCCCCAAUACCUAUUAUACGUGUCGUCAAUGAAAAACUCCGAAAUCGAAUGUAAUUAAGCUAAGCUAGUCGGCGUCCUGUGAUGCUCCAAGUAGUCCAUGUGUAAAUUGUCGGGAGACACGUCACGAGUUGUUACGGCUUAUCGGGGCUGUUAAAAUUUUUGUUUAUGCUUAUUUGAAAUAUACGAUAUCAUGUGGGCGGACACAGUUUUAAUUUUGUUUAUUAGUAUAUGCACGGCCCUUUUGGGAGAAGGGUUAACUUGGCUGAUGGUGUACAGAACUGAGAAAUACCAAAAACUAAAGGCUGAGGUGGAGAAACAGAGUAAAAAAUUGGAGAAGCGGAAAGAAGCACAUGGCGAUUCACUGGAUAAACAGCAGAAGAAGAAAAUUGAGCGGGAAGAGGAGAGAUUAAAAAAUAACAACAGAGACUUAUCGCUUGUCAAAAUGAAAUCAAUGUUUGCUAUUGGUUUUGCUUUCACAGCUCUUCUGAGUAUGUUUAAUAGUAUCUUUGAUGGACGAAUUGUGGCAAGGCUGCCAUUUGUUCCUAUCAGCUGGAUUCAGGGAUUGUCUCAUCGAAAUCUUCCAGGAGAUGACUACACCGAGUGUUCUUUCAUAUUUUUAUACAUUCUGUGUACAAUGAGCAUUCGACAGAAUAUACAGAAAUUGCUUGGUUUUGCACCUUCUCGAACUGCCAGCAAACAAAGUGGUAGCAUAUUUGGACCACCCCCACAGCAAUUUAAGUGAGAAGAUAUAGUGUUUUCAGAAAACGAGUGCAGAAGCAAUAAAGUAAUAGAACAUAAGACUGUUUUGUGUGCAGAGAUGAGAUGAAUGGUGUUGGAUAAAUGAAGUUUAUCAUCAAACCAAUAAAAUAAUGUUUGUACAAUUUAUUUACAAAAUAUUUUACAGAUCACCUUAUAUCUUACCAAAUAUUAAUCUCUUUUACUGAUUCUGAUGUAAUAAAUCUUUGAAAACUCAA